UUUGCUAAUUUUCUCACUAAUAAUAUGAAUUUUGACAUUCUCAGCGUAUAUUUACUCCAACGGUAAACCUUAUUUAUUAAUAACACUGUAAUUGUUUUAAUUUAUCACUAGCAUCGCCAAAUACUAAAUACACAUUUGACGAAUGAUAUCUCUAAGUCAAAACGUGUACUUUAAUAACAGGAUGUUUUAAGUUGAUGUCAAAUGUUUUAAAAUUAUACUUCAGCCUUUCACUAAAAGAUAUUUAUUUGAUAGAUUUGCAAUGGGUAUGGGAGGAGCCAUGGAUAGCUGCGGUCGGUGCAUGAAAUUUUCCUUAAUAUGUAUCAACGUAAUUACACUGGUGGGCGGGGCCCUAGCGCUGGGCGUUGGGCUAUGGGUGUGGUCCUCACGCUCGUUCACGAGCACACUGAUGAGCAACAACAUGUUUAUAGCAUCGGUGGGUGUGAUAGUAGCUAUGGGAGCAGCCAUGAUGCUACUGUCGUUUCUUGGUUGCUGUGGCGCCGCCAAGGAGAUUAAAUGCAUGCUACUCACGUACUACAUAUUGGUGUUCAUAAUUUUCGUGGUGAUGCUGGUGGGCGGAAUCCUGCAGUUCGUGUUUCGAGAGAAGGUGCUUACAACUCUGGAUAGAGAGAUGUACGCAUCCAUCCCGUAUUAUGGAGUAAAGCACGAGUACACACGGGCGUGGGACGAAACACAGUCGUACCUGAUGUGCUGCGGCGUCAAGGGUUACAGAGACUGGAACGGGAACAUACCAACCAGCUGUUGCCGGGAGAUUUACCCCGGACAGCGUCAAGAAUGCCAGUCGACACCCAACCCGUCGAAUAUGUACGUGGACGGGUGUCUGAACAAAGCAAUAGAAUUCCUAAGGGAAGACGCCGUAUAUGUGGGAGCUGCUGCCAUAGUCGUGGCUGUGAUUAUGUUAUUGGCUCUCAUACUAUCCUGUGGGUUGUUCGUGAAAAUAGAAUGAUGACGACAGUUCAAGAAGAUAAUUCACGUGACGUAAUAUAUUGACACUGAUAGUUUUGAUUAUGAAUGUUUGUUAUUGAUAGUCGCUUCGUAACAUAUCUGUGCAUUCCAAUUUUUCUAAUUUAUUUAGUAAAGUGAUUAAAAAUUGAAUGUUGACUUUUUUACUAUGAUUCCUCCAUGUUAAAUAA
This is a messenger RNA of Diatraea saccharalis (sugarcane borer), 1151 nucleotides long. NCBI's taxonomy places the organism in Eukaryota, Metazoa, Arthropoda, Insecta, Lepidoptera, Crambidae. The record is from the annotation of a GenBank genome assembly.